ACAUUCCUUCAGUGGUAUUCGUUUCGUUCGUUUGCAUCGCAAAGUACGGUACUUCUCGGUCUUUUUGCACUGGGAAACCUCCCACAUCCGAAAAAAAGUGCCCACUUCGGUCGUCACGAGCGAGUAUCAUCGUUUGAGGCAGUCGUCAUCGAACGUUUUUGGGCAAAUUCUGAUCGAUAUUCCAUAUGCAGCUUAAGUGAUUUUGGAGUUUUGUUUUCUGCGCUGUGCGAACCAAUCGAAACGCAAUGCGAAACAUGAAAUUGGAGCAAUUCGAAUGAACAUGGUUGACGGAUAAUAAAUCGAUGUGCAAUCUUCAACCGAACGUAGUCAAAAAAUCAACAAAGAGGUGGCGUAACGCUAGAGACCCUAAUUCGAUCGCAUCCACGUCAUCGUCAGGCGGAAAACGAGGCGCCGCCGCUGUUGUGUGAAGAAUGAUAGCGGCCAACAAUGCUCGCAGCACCAAUAAUGAUCCGGUGGGAUCGUCGGAAUCCUCCCCAAUUACGGGAGCUCCCAAUGGGGGAUCCUCCCGGUUGAUGAGACAGUUUGGUAGUUUGUUCCAGCCGGCAGCGCAGCGCAGUGAUCCCGCCGGAUACGUAGAGUUUGGUAGCAUUUCCGAGGCGGAUGCCCAAUCCGGACGAACAUUGGGAACUUUUGCCGGUGUGUUUUGUCCUGUGGCGUUGUCGAUGUUUAGUGCGUUGGUGUUUAUUCGAGUUGGAUUCAUCGUUGGAAAUGCCGGUCUGUAUGUUACGCUAUUGCAGUUCGUGAUAGCUUAUGUAAUUUUGUUGUUUACCGUAUCAUCCGUCUGUGCUAUAUCUACGAAUGGGGCCGUGGAAGGCGGUGGAGUUUAUUUUAUGAUCAGUCGCACAUUGGGCCCAGAAUUUGGUGGUUCAAUUGGAACGUUAUUCUUCCUGGCCAAUAUAGUUGGAUGUGGAUUGGCGAUUACCGGAUGUGCUGAAGGUUUAAUCGAAGUUUUUGGCCGAACCGAUGGCGGUGAUGUUGGCUCAAUGCCGGAUGGUCAUUGGUGGCGUUUCCUGUACUGCAGCUCAAUCAACACAGUUAUGUUGAUAGUUGUGCUGAUUGGCGCCCAAAUGUUCGCCAAAACGUCGAUGAUGAUUCUGGGCGUAGUUGUCGUUUGCCUGCUGUCAACAUAUGUGAGCUUUUUAUCGAAGGGGCCGAUGGAAGUGGCCAUUCCGCUGCAGAACAGUUUGGUACAGAAUACGACCCAUAGGGCGAAUGGAAGUUACACCGGACUGAACUUGACAACAUUGGCGGAUAAUCUCUACAGCCACUAUGGACAGGAUUAUACGUCCGACGGGAAAGGAGUUAACUUUGCAGUUGUUUUCGGUGUGCUGUUUUCUGGUGUGACUGGGAUUAUGGCUGGUGCUAAUAUGUCCGGCGAACUCAAAAAUCCAUCUCGCAGCAUUCCUAGUGGGACACUUUCUGCUGUGCUUUUCACGUUCCUCUGUUACAUCGCCCUAUCCGUUUUAAUGGCCGCCACUACAUCUACAUUCCUAUUGCAAAACAACUUUAUAUUUUUGACACCGAUCAAUCUUUGGCCAACAUUUGUUUCGAUAGGGAUUCUUACGGCAACAUUCUCAACUGGUUUGAGUAAUUUAAUUGGGUCCAGUAGAGUACUUGAAGCACUAGCCAAAGAUAAAGUGUUUGGGUCUCUGUUGAAUUUCGUCGUUAGAGGAACAUUCAAAAACAAUCCGAUCGCAGCCGUCAUUGCCAGUUGGGUAUUGGUGGAGGCAAUCCUCUUAAUCGGAUCGUUGAAUACAAUUGCACAAAUCAAUUCCGUUCUCUUCAUGCUUUCCUACUUAGCCACAAACUUAGCUUGCCUAGGGAUUGAAAUAACUGGAGCGCCCAACUUCCGACCCACAUACAAAUAUUUUACUUGGCACACGGCCUUUAUCGGCAUGUUAGGAACCGGGGUCAUGAUGUUUGUAAUCAACCCCAUCUACGCAUCGUGCAGCGUUACACUUUGUUUGCUGCUCGUGUUUGCAUUGCAUUUCUUCUCCCCGGCAUCCCAAGGUGCACAGUGGGGAUCAAUUUCGCAAGCUCUCAUGUUUCAUCAGGUGCGGAAAUAUCUGCUGAUGUUGGAUUCCCGCAAAGAUCACGUUAAAUUCUGGCGUCCGCAAAUGCUUCUUCUUGUAUCCAGCCCACGAUCCUGUUGCCCACUGAUUCACUUCGUCAACGACAUGAAGAAAGGAGGAUUAUACGUGAUUGGUCACGUCAAAGUGGGAGAAUUCUCGGAAAGUGACUCCUCCAAUGAUCCAACCAUCGAUGAAUAUACUCAGUGGUUAUCGCUUAUCGAUCACAUGAAGGUUAAAGCAUUUGUGGAAUUAACUCUGUCGAAAAGAGUUCGCGAGGGCAUCCAACAUCUUAUUCGGAUUUCCGGCAUGGGUGCCAUGAAACCGAACACCAUCAUCCUUGGAUUCUACGAUGAGGAACAGUCGAAGGACUUCUUCGAACACGAAAACUCCCCUUACAAAACGGACGAAUUCGACGACAAUGGAGUCAAACUGUUCCCGUUCCGUCGCAGUGGAGAACAGAAGUCCCUGCUACCGACCGAUUACGUCCAAAUAAUCGACGAUGUGCUGCGGAUGAAGAAGAAUAUCUGCUUAUGCCGACACUUCCACCGGUUGGACAAGCAGAUGAUCGCCCGCAGUAACCACAUCCGCUACAUUGACGUUUGGCCGGUGAACAUGUUCGAGCCGAAAAACGAGGACCCCUUCGACGUUGUGUCGCAGUUUAUGAUGCAGCUGGCUUGUAUCAUCAACAUGCUGCCGGUGUGGAAGCGACUGGAAUUGCGUGUCUUUCUGUGCGAGUCGGAAACCCAACCGGAACCCAGUAGUUUCCAAAUGAACAGUGCACCGUUUGAGCGUUCGGCCGAACAUCGGUUGAGCUUACUGCUUAAGUCACUGAGGAUCUCCGCUUCAAUACAUCAGAUUCCGGAAUGGGGUAAGGAAAUGGAUAUACCUCGGCAUCGUAGCAUUCUGAAGCAGUUCACCAGUAAGAGCGACAGUAACCAAGUUAUGACCGAGGAGAACAUUAACCGUUCGAAACUUUAUAUGCAAAGGGUCAACCAAAUCAUUCGGGACAAAUCGAAUGCCACGGCCGUAACGUUCAUGUACCUGCCGGUGCCUCCCAAGCUGUCGACCAUCGACUACAAGGAAAAAUGUCACCACUAUCUGGAUCUCCUCACCGAGCUGACGUACGACCUACCACCGACGAUACUGGUCCACGGUAUCAACUCUGUGAUGUCCACCACGCUGUAAAGAAAGUAACAGCCUGGCACUAAUAAUAUGUAAAAGGGGUGCUCGAUGCGAGUGUUGAAGCAACUGCUAGUAACAGCUAAGUACAUAUAGUUUUCUUUUCCGUUCUGUUUUAGAUUGCACCUCCGAUAUAGUUUGGUUUAGAUCAAGUUCAUUUUGUUGGGCACUCACGCACAGCACAAAUAUCUAAACAUAAAGCAUAUUUGUUUGUGAUUCAUAUACGUGAUUGUUCUUAAUCGUGUUGUUUCUCCAGUGCAAAUGAUUAGACGAGACGCGAUCGAUGCACACAUCACGCCUAACGAGCUGUGUAAUUAUCUUCUUCCACUUUUAGAAACGAGAUUCCCCAUGAAUUGGGAGUCAUAUUGUAGGAUUAAUAUACUCUCUCCCCAUUAGCUAAUUAGAGGCGUAAGACUCAUCACGUAUUAGUGCAUUUUUAGUAUUUAUUACAUUUAUGGUUUAAAACUAAUAAGUGUCUGAUUGGUAUUAAUUCUGAUGUGCGCAAGAGUGGCGAUAAUCAAAAAUGCAUGUAAUAGACAUAAUAUCAGUAAACCGCAGUGUUUGGCACAUAUUAAUAGAUACAUAUUUAUGUAUAUCAUGAACUAGUUGUGAUGACUCGAAGGACUACUUUAUGUGGAACCUAACAACUAAACGUACUGGAUUAGAAAAUGAAACACUCCGAACGCAAGCGUAUAUAUAAUAUAUUUGAGAUGGUAUACUGAAGAAAUGAAUAUAAUAAAACUAUAUUACAAAUAGAUGGAUAAUAUAUUUUAACAGAAA
Messenger RNA from Armigeres subalbatus, 4052 nucleotides. RefSeq names its product solute carrier family 12 member 9. Bases 432 to 3278 code for a protein of 948 amino acids. Gene Ontology annotation, molecular function: potassium:chloride symporter activity. Gene Ontology annotation, biological process: cell volume homeostasis; chloride ion homeostasis; chloride transmembrane transport. The record is from RefSeq and is a predicted model, not a curated record. Gene Ontology annotation, cellular component: membrane. Lineage: Eukaryota; Metazoa; Arthropoda; Insecta; Diptera; Culicidae. The transcript has 8 exons.